AUGAUCCAGCACUCCAGGCUCUGCGCCAUUCCCGUCACCGUCCUCGAAAACAUCGCCCUCGAGGCCACCUUGAUCGACCCGCUCGGUCCUCCCUCCGUCCUGGUCCCUCUCCUCCUCACAUGUCGUUAUGUAUAUCAUUCCCUAUCUAUGCAUGGCUGUCCCCAUCUCUACGGUCGCAUUUUCCGGUCCAGAUUUGACUCGCGUGCCGCGUUCCGUCGCCUCGGUGUACGCGCUACGUACUCCAAGAAUCUCGCAUGGCAGCUGCGCAAGCAUUGCCUUGCUCUGAAACGCAUCAGGCGCGGUGACAUAUUCGACAGCAAUCUCAAAGCCGACCUUUGGGUUGCCUUUAUCAUGGCAGUCGAGAACGACGGCAAGAACAUCGUCCAGCUCGAGUGGGCGAACAUAGGCUCCCUUCUCCACAAUUUCCUCGUAACCCGCUUGUGGGAGAACAGACAGGACAGCAACGGUUGGCCUGCGGAGAGUGCGCUCAACGCUCUUGUCAUUUGGCUCGUAUGGUUUGACUUGGACGAUGCCAAGCUUGCUGCCAUAACCCCGGAGAAACGCAAGCAGAUCAUGGAUCUCAUUCGUCCGUACGUCCUCACCGCCGCUCGCUAUCCUUCGUUCCACGCUCCGGACAACCAUUUCGACUUCCCCCUCCCGGACGAACUGCAGAACGCGUUUCCGUAUACGCUUAUGACCCCGCAUGGCUUCUACCCACUCUAUCGUCAGCCCGACGCACUUAUCGAGCGGGGUCGUCGCCAUUUCAAUCUGCCGCUCGCGAUCUCCCCGCCGCUCAUUGCCCAAGGCGCGAAGCUGCUGUACAUGACGCUCAGCGGGACGAUGCUCUUCGACAUUCCGUCCUCGCUCCCGCUCAACCGCGAACACGCGAUACAGCUCGGGCGUACGCACGUCUGCCUCACCCAGGCGGACCUCGUGGAAGUCAACGCCCACAAGUCCGUUAAGCUCGUUGACCGCGGCACGUGGGAAUGGCGAGCUGCGCUCACCGAGGAAGAGGGUAGGCUCGAGGACGAUGGUGUCUGGCGCAGAGGCCUGAAGGGUCCUAGUGCGCGCUGGGACAACGACUGGCACCGUCUGACGUGCUGCACGAAUCCUUGGGAGAUCCCGGAACUCAAGGGCGUAGUAUACACAUACGGUACCCUGGACGGACAGUGGCAGGGCGUCAUACAGAUUCCCGACGUCGGCCAGUACUUCGCGCUUAUCCGGUCCGUGAACUUCCCAGAGGAUUUCUCCGACCAGAAUCCGCGCCUCUCCACGGUGCCCGUAUACAUGCGCCUCCGCGAGCACCACUGCAUCAGUCCGGAGGUCGCGGUCGCGUACGGGGGCUCGCCGAGCGACUACGACGAUGGUAUCCGCAACGGGUGGUUCCCGAAGGUCUCGUUCCGCGAGUCGCACGGGAUGGUGCGCGUGGACGACGAGACCCACAACGAAGUCUCGCACUACGAGACGUACGUCGAGGGCCGCCCGAAUUCGCACAGCGAGGACCGCUGCAUGUCGUGCCUUCAUCGCCGCCGGCUCGAGGACGAGGAGCUCCAGAUGCGCGUGCAUGCGCAGAGGCGCGCGUCGCAGGAGGCGGAGAUUGGGGACGGCGGGGGUCGCAGCUUCGCGUUGCGGAAGGAGACGUCGGCUGCCGGCCCGCCCUCGACGUCUGCCUCGAGGUUGCCUUCCUCGAGCCCGAUGUCGGAGGCCGCGGAAGAUGAAGAGAUGCGGAUGGCCGUGGAUAACGCGCUCGGGCCUGACGUCAACGUCGACGAGCUGCUUGACGAAGUGAUGGGUGAGUCGGACCACGAGGACGGUAGCGAUGCUGAGGACACCGACGUGGAUGCGGACGCGUAUGACGACGACGAUGACAGGAGCGAUACCGAUAGCGUCAUGGAGUACAUGAUGCAUACGUGUAACGGUAUCCAGGAUAUCAUCGUCACCGGCGAGACGCUUCCGCGCCACGGCCAGGCCUGGCAUCACUUCCGCUUUUAUGGGCGCGUGCGCAAGUGGGAUGGGCUGAUUGCCAUCGUUCGCGUACCGGUCCACUACCCCGAACUCGGCGUGUUCAUAUUCCGCGGGUACAUCGUCGCGAACACCAACUUCGUCGGCUCUUGGCGGGCCUACACGCACAAUACGCAUGCCAUACCGCUCGAGGGCCCCUUCGUCAUGAGCAAGGUUUAG
This is a messenger RNA of Sparassis crispa, 2181 nucleotides long. RefSeq lists its product with no specific name. The transcript has 4 exons. Bases 1 to 2181 code for a protein of 726 amino acids. The record is from RefSeq and is a predicted model, not a curated record. Lineage: Eukaryota; Fungi; Basidiomycota; Agaricomycetes; Polyporales; Sparassidaceae.